Podarcis muralis (Common wall lizard) is the source of this 4663-nucleotide messenger RNA. RefSeq names its product neuronal pentraxin-1-like. Lineage: Eukaryota; Metazoa; Chordata; Lepidosauria; Squamata; Lacertidae. The record is from RefSeq and is a predicted model, not a curated record.
UGGGCAAGGGUGAAGGAAAAAGCUCUGCCGUGACACCUUAAGCCCAUUAAUUUCUCGGUCGCCAGGGGAGACGAUGCUUCUCUCCGCAUCACCGACGGAUUUGGCAAAUUGAAAAGGAAGGAGAGGCAGGAAAAGCACAAAUCCCGCCUGCCUACAGUGUUGGGAUACCUGCUGGCAGCUUGGUUCCGCUGGGUAGUAAAGCUCAGAUGCCGGCAAGGGAGAAAAGGCUCUGACGGCUGAGGCAACGCUACCAGAUUUCAGGGGAGGGCAAGACCUGAUUCGUGUUUGGUGACUUGGCGGGCCCAACUUGACUCCCUCCAUUGUACGCUCCGGCUGGAAUUAACGUCCACUUUUCCAUCAAGACCUUCGGAUCGCCUUCCUAAUAGAGACCUCUGAGGUGGCCCCUUGGGAUUUUCGUUGGCCUCCUAAAAGAGGGCCUAGAUGAUCGAGGUUGCAUCUAAAUCUGUUGUGCGGCAACGUCCAUAAUAUCUAGACCACCAGCCUCUAUCUAGGAUCACCUCCAUUCUCCUUCCUUGGCUGCAAAACCCAUUCCGGACUGCUCUCCCUACCCCCAUCCCUUUCCCAUCCGCCAGAGCCAUCGCAGCUGUGGAGAUGGCCUUGCAUUGGGCGUUGCUCUGCCUCAUCUUCUCCCCACUGAUGCCGGCCACUGAAUACGGCUUGCCCAAAUUCAUCUGCAGCCCUAUGCCUCUGGAUAUGGACAACGGCUGCCAGUCAGCCAGCCAGCAGCGACACGGAGCAGGGGCUAACAGCGCGGGAAAUGGGCACUGGGUAGGGACUCUUGAGGAAGCCAAGGAAACCAUCCUGCACCUGCGGGAGACCGUGGUGCACCAGAAGGAGACAAUCUUGGACCAGCGGGAGACGGUGCGGGAGUUGACGGCCAAGCUGAGCCGCUGUGAAGCCCAUUCCCGGAGACAUGUUGGGGAGCACCAUGGUGGUCACCAUGAAGAGAACCACAGCCAUGGGCAUGGGCAUCACGAGGGAGUUCACAGAGGCCACCACGAGGGUGGGCAUCGGACCCACCAUGAGGAUGGUCACAGGGGACAUCAUGAGAAUGCACACCAAGGCCACCGCGAGGAUGGGCAUCAGGGCCACCAUGAAGAAAGUCACAGGGGACACCAUGAGGCUGGGCACCGAGAUCCCCAUGAAGGCAUCCAUGCCCGGGAGAACGAGUACCACCAUUUUGGUCAACGGGAGCACCAUGAACUACAGGUGGGGCACAGCACCCAUGAUGCCUUUCGCAAGGGGGCUGCCGCUGCCAACACCAUGGAGGACCCACCCAAGGAGACAUCUGGGGUGAACCAGAUGGAGAGGAUGCUGGAAUCCCUCAAGGAGAGACUGGAGCACCUUCAGCACAAUCGGAACAGCUCUGUCUUUUCCACGUCCCUGCGCGAUGCUCUCCAGAAAAAGAUAAGCAUCUUGGAGCAUCAGAUCCACGAGAAAUCAAACACCUCUGAGCAUCACAUGGUGGGUGUGCCAACAGCAGCAGGGCUCAGGCACAAGCACGUCUCUCAUGGGCACAGUGUUGAGAAAGGAAACAAGGUGGAGAAGCAGUCUGAGGAUUUCCGGGUGGGCUUCCCCCUCCGCACUAACUACAUGUACGUCAAAGUGAAGCGUACGCUCCAUCACGAGAUCUUUGCCUUCUCCAUCUGCCUCUGGCUCAAGUCCAGUUCAGCACCGGGAAUGGGCACCCCUUUCUCAUACUCUGUGCCAGGCCAGGCCAACGAAGUGGUGCUCAUCGAGUGGGGAAAUAACCCCAUGGAACUGCUGAUCAAUGACAAGGCUGCCACAUUACCACUGGCCAUUAAUGAUGCUAAGUGGCACCACAUCUGUGUGACCUGGUCAACCCGGGAUGGCAUUUGGGAGUCUUACCAGGAUGGAGUCCGGAGAGGGAGCGGAGAGAACCUGGCUCCCUGGCAUCCGGUGAAGCCUGGGGGUGUUUUCGUACUGGGCCAGGAGCAGGACACUCUGGGUGGCCGCUUUGAUGCCACUCAAGCCUUCAUUGGGGAAAUCUCAGAUUUCAACAUGUGGGGCCACAUCCUGACACCAGGCGAGGUUUACAAGAUGGCUACCUGCACCAGCUACGCCGGUGGCGACAUCAUCAACUGGGCCGAAGCCUCCAUGGAGCUUCACGGAGGAGUAGUCAAGCUACCAUUUAAUGCCUGCCACUGAGAGGCUACAAAGGAAGAGGGACUUCUGGGUUCUUGAGAGGAGAGUGAAAUCUAGAGGGUGGGGCUGGGCACAAGCCCCCCAGGAUUUUCUGGAGAGACAAAGAUACCUAGUGGUUUUUUGUUUUUUAUAAAAGAGGGUAGGGUUUGGAAAAUAAUGGGGACCUUUCCAUUUGGGACAAAGGUACUCCUGGAUCUCUUAGGAGAGGGUGGGGUGUAUGUAGCCAAGCUUUGUGCAGGGAGAUCUUCGGAUCUGGAAUCUAGCAUGCCUGGAUUUUCAACAAGGGUGCCUGAUCAAAAUUUUACAUUUAAAAAGUAAGCAAACAUUUGGAGCAUUGAUGUCUGCUCUGUCGAGGUGAGGGACUUUUGUCCCAACUGUAAAAUGGCGCCAUCAUGUUUUGGAAUGGAGCACUUCCUUAAUAUGUGAAGUAAAUGGAAACGGCAUUCUCAUGGUGGAACAUAAAGGUAGAUGCAUGUAAAAUAUAGGAGACUGCUUACAUAGGUCUUUUGUAAGGCCUUAAUAGCACAGCAUUGGUUCAUUGGGAAGAUGAUUGGAAAUAGAUUAUCCAAUCUCUGGCAAACUGAGUUUCCCAACCACCUCUAAAUCUGUUUUUAAAUAGUAGCUUUCUUCUGUUGCCUUUGUGAAAUAUGCUUGGCAGGAAUUGGAGGGAAAGUUAGGUCCUUUUUUUUUUUUUUGGUCUUGGAGAUCUCUAACACUCCCUCCUCAGUUCAGAAGACAAGAUCUUGUGUUGUUGUUUUUUACUAAACUAAAUAGCCAUUUGCGAACUCAAACCUCAGCUUAUCUGCUUCCUCUAAACAGGAAGACCUCCGUCCCUCAUCCCAAACAUACUGACCAAUUAAAUACACCCUACACAUCCUAUUAGGAGAGUUAAAGUUCUGUGUGUCAAUCUUAGCCCGUCCAUGAGUUAUCCCAAAACUUGGUGGAGCCCGCUUCCGAAACCAUUGUUGAUUUUAACAUCUCCUUUCCGCUCCUUGGGAACAACUUCCAGGAUCUAGACCUUCUUAUAAGAUUUGGGGAGGAUCUGUAGGAAUAUUUUGCUCUCUUUGUCAAUAUGUAUAAAACGUGUGCCUCUACACUGAUGCUUCUCUCCUUAGGUGGAUUCACAUGACCAUUUUUCUAAAGGUUUUUAACCCAAUUCCACUAGUUUGCGUAUCUUAGGCUAAUUUGUAAAUAUUUCAAGAUAUGUUCAUCAACAUCAAGAAAAUCAACUGUUUGGGGGAAAUUAUUCCAAAUGUGUAAUGUAGACAUGGGCUGAAUGAAACACAAAAGCCAUGGGCCAAAGUCUAGAAGCAAGCUGAUAUGUGGGUUGAUGGGAUUCAGUCAGAUUCUGGAAACACCAUAAAUCCAUAAUGCACAUCACCAUAAAAACAUAUUUUGUUGUUGUUGGCAGCUCAGAUUUUGAUGCGCUGCAACAAAGGGAAUACCUGGGUACUACAUUUGCCCAUAUAUACAAACCCCAGUUCUGUGCUUCACAUUCUCAACCCUCAUUACAGUUGACACUCACAACAUGCACAUUAGAACACAGGAUGAUGGAAGACACAGACCAGGUAGAAAAUAAGUGCUUGGUCACAUGGAGAAUGCCAUGAACUAGUCUCAUACACACAUUCGACACAGAUUAACUGCAAAAACACAGUAUGUGCUGGAGAAAAACAAUGGCAAAAUGGUUGUACGGAUCUGUAUUGAUUGUCAUUUUAGUAAAUGUAGGGCAAUAUAUUGGACCCCUCCAUUAUAAAUAGAAAGAGGAAUACAACUACGUUGUGGAUAAGAGUAUAAAAGUGAGGUCCAGUGCAAGAGAGCAGGUGUGCCUAGAAGCAAGGAUGUCCAAAAUCUCUGGAGGAGACAUUGGGUGGCUGCCUACACCAGGUGUGGGGAACCUUUGCCUCCCCACUCCAAUACUGGUGAACUACGACUCCCAUCACCCCUGGCCAUUGACCAUGCUUGCUGGGGCAGAUGGGAGUUGUAGUUCAGUAGAAUCAGGAGCGGCAAAGAUUCCCCACACUUGAUUGGGACUGCAAGGGAGAAAGGGCUGAAAGAGAUGUGAUGUUGGAAUUAAAUCAAUUUGAAGCAGCUAGCUUUAUCCAUUGCAGAUCUACAGUAAUAGCAGAUCAGGAAUAUCUCACAUCACAUCUGUUUUGGCUUUCAAGGGAGGGGCCUAGAAGCCAGAAAUCCUAGGUUUGUUGGAAUCAGUGAAGGAUGCAGACCAGAGUUUUAAUGUUUGCUCCAAAUAAACACCAAAUGUCUUCUCUUGUGUAUGUGUGUACAUAUAUAUAUAUAAACUUAGCAUAGGUUUUUCUAUCACUCUCUCUCUCUCUUUGUAAAUACUGUUUUUUUCCUGGGCUUUGAUAGCGUUCAUUUGUGGAAUGGGCGUAGCUACAUGGGGGUAUGAUGUUAAUUGUCUUGAAUUUUCAUACUUCAAACUGGAUGCAAUAAACCUGCCAAAGAAACUGCAACCCUU